This is a messenger RNA of Rhineura floridana, 7658 nucleotides long. RefSeq names its product EH domain containing 2 (gene EHD2). The record is from RefSeq and is a predicted model, not a curated record. The transcript has 5 exons. NCBI's taxonomy places the organism in Eukaryota, Metazoa, Chordata, Lepidosauria, Squamata, Rhineuridae. Gene Ontology annotation, cellular component: plasma membrane; cytoplasm. Gene Ontology annotation, molecular function: protein binding; GTP binding; calcium ion binding. The coding region runs from base 826 to 2436 and encodes 536 amino acids. Gene Ontology annotation, biological process: endosomal transport; endocytosis.
CCAACCCUUCCCCUCCCUUCCUGGAUAAUUUAUGUUAAUAUACCCUGCUCCCUACCUCUUGGCAGCCACUCGUCUUGACAGCCAGCGUCUUCUUCUAAGCAGGAGUCCUCGUCAGAUGGGAGAAAAUCAACAUUAAAAAAAACACCACCACCAAAAGGGAUUUUCCAUCUGAAGCUGGCAUCGGUGUGUGACACACACCCCACUCUGCCCUUGCCUGCACUGCUGUGCCCUGGCUUCCUGCCUCUCCCCCCAGCAUUCUAGAGAAGAAAGUGAGGUAUUCUAUUCAAAGGCAGAAGAACUCCAGUGAUUCACACCUUGGAGCAUUUCUUUCCGAUCCACUUUCUUUAAAUCUAGUGGCAAAGUGAAUGUUUUUACACCCAGAGCUUGGAUAAUAAGCACGUUCAGAGCUGGAGGAAUAUCCUUGGACGAUCUCUUGACUUCUGCAGAAGAGAUUCUUUCCCUUGGGAAUCUGCUGAGCUAAGCUCUUCUUAAGGAUCUGGACCAACCCACCUAAGUCUCACUGAUUUAGAAGAUCUGAGGGUGCCACCCAAAGAAUCUGUUGAUCAGUUUGAUCUCGGCUCCUUAAAGGAUUAGAGGCCCACAAACUCAUAUUGGAUACUCUUUGGGUUCUAGAUUCCAACAGUCUUUGGGUCUUGCCUGCUUCUGUUGAACCAGAUCUCAUACUCCAAAAAGUCUCUAACAAGACUUUAAUCUCCGGUGAGGGUUUCCUUCUCUACCACCACCGCUGCCACACCUCUGAUUUCUUUGAUUUAGAGCUUAUUUCACAGGAAGCGGGCUCUGUGCUACUCUCAUAGGGAAGCCAAAAUGUUCAGCUGGAUGAAGAAGAAUGAGAAGAAGACCCCUGAAGUGAUCCGCACAGUUACCGAGGGCCUGAAGGACCUCUACAAGAGGAAGCUACUGCCCGUGGAGGAGUACUACAGGUUCCACGACUUCCAUUCCCCGGCCCUGGAAGAUGCCGACUUUGACAACAAGCCGAUGGUGCUGGUGGUGGGUCAGUACUCUACAGGCAAGACCACCUUCAUCAAAUACCUGUUGGAGCAGGACAUCCCCGGGAGUCGCAUUGGGCCCGAACCCACCACUGACUCUUUCAUCGCCGUCAUGCACGGUGAAACAGAGGGGAUCAUUCCAGGCAAUGCACUCAUUGUGGACCCAAAAAAGCCUUUCCGAAAGCUCAACCCUUUUGGGAACACAUUUCUCAACCGGUUUAUGUGCGCCCACUUGCCAAACCAGGUUCUGGAGAGCAUCAGCCUUAUAGACACCCCUGGGAUCCUUUCCGGUGCUAAACAGCGAGUGAGCCGAGGUUAUGACUUCCCCGCUGUUCUGCAAUGGUUUGCUGAGCGUGUGGACCUCAUCAUCCUCCUCUUUGACGCCCACAAGCUUGAGAUCUCAGACGAGUUCUCCGAGGCCAUCCGGGCCCUCAAGGGCAACGAGGACAAGAUCCGGGUGGUCCUGAACAAGGCCGACAUGGUGGAGACGCAGCAGCUGAUGCGGGUCUACGGCGCCCUCAUGUGGUCGCUGGGCAAAGUGUUCAACACGCCCGAGGUGCUGCGUGUCUACAUCGGGUCCUUCUGGUCGGAGCCCCUGAUGAUCUCCGAUAACCGACGGCUCUUUGAGCUCGAGGAGCAGGACUUGUUCACGGACAUCCAGAACCUGCCCCGGAAUUCUGCCCUGAGGAAGCUUAACGAUUUGGUCAAGAGAGCCCGCCUGGUCAGGGUGCACGCCCACAUCAUCAGCCACCUGAAGAAGGAGAUGCCCUCAGUCUUUGGCAAGGACAACAAGAAGAAGCAGCUCAUCACCAAGCUGCCUGUCAUCUUCGCCACGAUCCAACUUGAGCAUCACAUCUCGCCGGGCGAUUUCCCCGACUGCAACAAGAUGCAGGAGAUACUGAUGGUGCAUGACUUCACCAAAUUCCACGGGCUGAAGCCCCGCAUAGUGGAUGCUUUGGAUGAGCUCCUGACUCUAGACAUUGCCAAGCUGAUGCCCCUUUUGCGCCAGGAAGAAGUGGAGGUCCCUGAGCAGAUCGUGCAAGGGGGUGCCUUCGACGGCACCCGCAACGGUCCCUUCAUCGAAGGAGCGACAGAGGGGGCGUACGAGGGGAUGGAUGACGACGAGUGGGUUGUGACCAAGGAUAAGCCCAAAUACGACGAGAUCUUCUACAACCUGUCCCCGAUGGACGGCAAGCUGAGUGGCACCAAGGCCAAGAGCUGGAUGGUCACGACCAAGCUGCCCAACUCCGUCCUCGGCAAGAUCUGGAAGCUUAGCGAUGUUGACCGUGAUGGCAUGCUGGACGAUGAGGAGUUUGCUCUUGCUAGCCACCUCAUUGAGGUCAAGUUGGAGGGCCAUAGCCUGCCCUCUGACCUGCCCCGCCACCUGGUGCCACCCUCCAAGCGUCGGCAGAAGGGGUCAGCAGAUUAAGAAAGCUUCCCAGGCUUUCCCCCAUCCCUACACCAGGCUUGAACUGCUCCAAGUAGGCCCUGGUUCUGCUCCAGCUUUCAUUUUCCGCCCAUAUCAGGCUUAAGAAGGUAUCAUUCAGGCUCGAAUCCCUCACGAAGGCCUCAUUCCCACCUCGCAGUCAAACGCUGCGUUGCUUCAGGAAAUCCUGCUUUCUACUCCCUCCUCCAAACUAGUCUUCUACCUUCCAUUUUGUCCUCUGUCCCAGGCUUCAGUUCCUCUUGCACGCCUCAGGCCACCAAGCUGGCUUUCAUCUACUUCGGUUUGUCUCACCGUUCAGGUUUCUACUUCCUUCUUCCAGGCCUACUUCACUCACACUGGAUGUUUCCACAAGAGGCCUUCCUUUCUCAGAAACCAGGCCGAAAGGGCUCCGUUUGGCCAUGCUGCACUCGUUAUAUCACGCUUGAGCUAUCUGCAUCAGGGCACUGAUUCCUGUGCACCAGCCUCGGACUGUUCCAUCAAGCCAUGGUCUGGCCUCCCUUGGACUGAGAAUAUUAGUCAUGGACUUGACCCAAGAAUCUUGACCUUCUUUGGUAGGCCUUGGCCCUGAGCCACUGUGCAAUUGUUAUCCCCCUGGCUCCAUUAGAAAUCUUGGGUUGAUAACCUACUAAGUCCUUCUCAGAGUAGACCUGCUGAAAUCAAUGGAUCUAAGUUAGCCAUGUCCCUUCAUUUCAACUGUCUGCUGUUAGUAGGGCUAAGACUGGCUACAACCCCUCGUCUACACUGAACCUCCCCUGCUGGACCUCAAAACUGCUUGGGACAUUAUGGAGGACAGCAUCUGUUGGCUAUUUCUGUGGUGGUGGAGAUGCUGCCGUUACUCCUUGCCAGACUCCUUCGGCCAAGCUGAGGGCGGGACAAGGUGAGGCAGGAAUGAAGAAAGGCAAGGAGGCAAAGACCAGAAAUAGCAACCCCCGAGUUACUCAUGAGGUCCAUGAGCAAACCUGACCUGGAAAUGUCAGGGAGAGAGCAUCCCUUCACCCACUCUAACCUAUUGCAGUUAAUAGGCUUGUUAUGACUACAGCACCCUCCAUUUGGCCAGACCUGAGGGUGGCAGGGAGGUUCACAGAAUGAAUAACAAACCUUACACCCCAGGUUCUGGACCCUCUGGGAAAGGGCGAAAGCUCAGUGGUACAGCAAGUGCGUUGCAAGCAAAAGCUCCAGUUCCCGGCCUCUCCAAGUAUAGCUGGGAAUGUCCCUGUCUGAAACCUUGGAGAGCUGCUGCCAGUCAGUGUGCACAUCACUGAGCUAGUUGGCCCAACGGUCUGACUCAGUAUAAGGCAGCGCCCUGGGCUCAUUUUCCCGUGAUGUGUGUGGCCUCAUGAUACAGGCAUACUGGAUUCAGGCCUUGCUGGUGACCAAACUGAAGAAACCAGUGGAGGUUAUCAUUUCGUGGGUGGUGUUAGUGGAGAUGGCGGAGGAGGAGGAGGGCUUGACUUUUUUCUCCAUUCUGGCAAGUAAAUGUUCUGCCUUGGGCACUCCUUAGCUUGGAAAGACGGAAUAAUGAAAUAGAUUAACAAAGUUGUGAGCAAUCCUUUAGUCAAAUGUAAGGGAUGUUCCUUACAGCAAGAGCGGAGCCAGGAUGUACAAAAUCCUACCUGGCUGUAGGCCAGCGAGGAGGGCAGACGAUGGAAGUGCUCCCUGGCUCCAUGCUGUCAGGUGGCAGGGAAUGCUCGGGUGAUGGCACUUCAGCUGCAGCCUUUGAGACCUUUCCCUUCACGGGCAGGGGUGGACACUUCCUCUCCUUGGAGAUGGGGUGGACAGUGUUUGCCUCAAAGCAACGGGUCUUUCCCAGCUUCCUGGGAAGAAGCUUGCAGAAGCAAGGAUUUGUAGAAGCCCCUUCCCAAGCUUACGGGAUAGGAGAAAGCUCCUGUACAGGAACGCAAGAGGUAAUGAUGGCCACCAGCUUGGCUGGCUUUUAAAAAGAGGAUUAGACAAAUCUGUGGAGAAGGCUGUCGGUGGCUACUAGCCACAGUGGCAAUACUCUACCCCCACUGUUGGAGGCAAUAUGUCUCUGAAUUCCCAUUGCUGGCAAUCGUAUGUGGGGGGAGCGCUGUUGCACUCGGGCGCUGCUUUCAGGCUUUCUGUACAGGCAUCUGGUUGGCCACUGUGAGAACAGGCUGCUGGACAAGAUGGGCCUGUAGCCUGAUCCAGCAGGGCUCUUCUUAGGUUCUCAACAAGUACUGCUUUAGCCGACAUUUGCUGGGUUCAAGCCAGAGCCAGCCCUGCCAUUAGACAAGGUGAUGAAACGCGGCCUACACAGAUCAGAGUUGGAAAGGCAUCAACUUGUCAAUUGCUUCAUUUAUUAUUACAGUUUUUAUCAUCACUGGGGGAGGCUGCCAUUUAGAUUUUCUGUCUCAGAAAAUAAAAUACUUUGAAGACUUCUCUGGCACAAGCAGCGUUGUUCCCUAUGGAGGCUUUGCUGGGCUGAUGGAGCUAUUGGCAUCCUGUCCCCUCCUCCUAGUCUCCUCUCACUUCUGAGAUGUCAACCUAAGAAAGGCCUGGAAAUCCCACUCCAAGCACUCUGGCAGCCCACUCGUGCUGACUAGCGGAAUGGCCUCCUUUCCCAGAUCUGAAUAGUGCUGGAGGCCCUUCUCCAAACACUCCUGGGAUUCGGCAGCAGGAAGCUUCCUCUGGACAUUAUGCUCUUUCUCCUAGUAAGUAGCCAGGAAGAGGCCCGCACUGGCCUUGCAGCCAAGAGGAUCCAUCCAGUCGCAAGGGUGAGACCAUCGCUGGGGUUGAGAAAGUCAGACUGGGGUCGGUGUCCAAAUGGACAAACUGUUGCUUGAGGCAAGCACAGGAGGAAGGCAGCUGAAGGCAGAGAUGAGGAAAACAUUCAGUUCAGUUAGCAUUUAAAGGUGAACCUAUCCAAUUCACACUUACCAAAACAAUAUGCCAAGGGAAACACAGCAAUCCUUCAAAAAUCUGCACUUCUCUGAAUUUUGCAGUGCAGUCCUCCAAUACAAAAAUGCUAGUUGUUGGUUUUAUACUAUCCUGACUUCCCUCAACGAAUAAUGGGAAUUUGGGUGCUGAGAAUUCUCUCCUGAGAGAUUCCCAGCUCCUGUCACAGAACUACCAUUUCCUGGGAAGAGGAAGUGACGGUUACACCAGUUGAAGCCUGUAGUGUACAUGUGUCAGUCAGCAGUAGUGGCAAGACUGGAGAGCUGACCAUAGAGAUAAUUAAGGGCGGCAAGGUUCCCAACCCCCUUUCUCAGGUGCUGCAGAGCAGCUUGGCAGCUACACCUCUAUGGUUCUCUGGAGAACUGUGAAACCCUCCUAGGCAGGGCUGUGUGUGUUCCAUGUGCAAAAUUCAGGAAACCCACAUUAUGUCACUGGAGUGUAUUGUGCAACUAAGCCAUGGAUGACCAACCUUUCAACAUUAGAGUUCCUGUAGUUGUUGUAUAGAUAAAAUAAAGGAAUGUUUGGACCUACAGUGUUGUCCAAACCUCUGGACCUUCAAGCCAGACUUUCUGAUUUUUUUUCCUCGGUGCUACAUUUAAAGGUGUUGAUGUACUGAUGUUGAAAGGCUGCCCAUCCUUGACCUAAACAUUAGCUGUCACCUGUAAUGUGAGCCUCCUCAAGUCUUUGGCUGAGCUGUGGUGAUGUCACAGAAUGUGCACAAUUAUGAGUGGUUAGAAUAGUCUAGAGGGGUGUAUUGACAAUCCACAUUGUUCCUAUGGGGAAAAAUGGGCAGGUCUAGGGACUGUGGAAAAAGAGGUGGGAACAAGGUUUAGAGGAGGUCUGUAUUGCACAUAUAGCUUCAAACUGUCAAGAUAAACCUUAGUCUGUAAGUCUCUAGUUAUGUAUAUUUGUAUAUGCUUGCUUAGUCUUGCACAUUUUUCCUACUUCCAUUAUUGAUAUUUUCCCUCCCAAAUCAUCGGAUUUUUUUUAAGUUAAAGGAAUGAUAAAGGGGAACAUUGGAAGUGGAAAAAACAUUCAGAAUUUUCCUACCGUUUAUCCAAAAUCAUGAGAUCUAGGAGCUUGCUUUAAAAUAAACAAAUGAACACUGAAUUUCUCAGAUGUGUCGCUCCUUGUCAGGCAGCAGAUCCUGUGGUGGCAUGGCAAGCUUUGGGUUGGGUGCACAACUUUCCGUCCAUUCAUUGCUUUGACAGCAUGACUUUGACAGCAAACUUCUGUCAAUCGUAGAGUUCACAUUGGCUGCCCAGCCUCUCCAGCUGUCUUCUUGCAGUCUCUCACGUACCACGAUUUCAGGUCAAGGUUGCCCUCAUGUGAGCAACACUCUGUAUGGACUACGCCAGGAAGAAUUACAAUUUUAUUCCAUCUGCAUUGCAUCAUGUAUAUCUGUUGUGCUCAAAUUUUUCCUUGUCUCUCUGUAGUCAGGUUUUACACUUGAGCUGGUUCGUUAGCUCCAUUCGGCUGAUAUUAUUACUGUUGCAAAAGCCACAUGCAUGUUAUUUCACAUCUAGCAGCAGCGAUUAUCUGCCUACUUCACUUGCAGCUUGCUUUAGGAGCGACUUCAUGCUGACUUUAGAAAUUUCUGGACUGCCUUAAACCUACAAGGAACAAAGCAUGAAACUGACAUUCACAAUGGCCUGAUGGAAGGUCUGUGUGAAAUGUAAAAGCCCGACAGGAUCCCUAGGAAAUGCUUAUUCCUACUGUGCUGUAAAAGCCCUUAGCCAGCCCAUGGUGCAGGUGAGGGUCCCAUCCUGUAGUCAGGGCUCACCCCUUUAUUCUACACCACCAGUUAAAAUGCCAACUUCUGCAACCAAAGACCCCCAAACCUGGCAGCCAGAAUACAUAAUACAAGUUAUCUAUACAAAAAUAUUCAUAUCCUUGUUUAUGUAUACUUACGUUUUGCUCAGUUCAUUCUGCUUCUAAACUGUGCCAAGCAUUCUUGAAUUUGCAAGAUAAUUCCCAGUCACUUACUGUAGAGGCAAGGGCAGGUCUGCAUUUGCAGUUCUUUGUGCCAACAGAGCUGCCCUAUCCAUUGGGGUGUUAAGGGAAGACAGUUCAUGGGGCAGACCUCAGGAUCAAGACAAUAAGUUUAAUUCCAGUUGGGGGAAUCUAAGGAACCUUGCUGACCAACUGUCUUUACUGAGAUCCAGCUGCUGGUCCCCUUGCACUUUCCUGGGAUCCUGGGGCUCAGUCUGAGCUUAGUCUGAGCUUCUGUGAUGUGCCUCUGUCACUGUUAACAGCAUUUCAUCCUAAAUAAAACAUGUUGCAUUUUC